Messenger RNA from Adineta steineri, 609 nucleotides. The record is from the annotation of a GenBank genome assembly. NCBI's taxonomy places the organism in Eukaryota, Metazoa, Rotifera, Eurotatoria, Adinetida, Adinetidae.
AUGACGGCGGACGAUGGAAGUACCUUGACUCUGGAACUUUGUCACAUUCAAUCUUAUCCCAAUGGCAGGAAUGACAGUGGCGAUAAUUCUAGUGGUAUUAUCGUCGAACCGAUCCCUACAACAACAACUACAACAUCAACAACAACUACGACUACCACUACAACAACAAGUAUCGCUGUUCUUACAUUUGGAGAUAUUCCAUCAGCAAGUCCUGAUCAAGGCAAUAUUACAUCACCAUACUAUGGACUUAAUUGGUCAAACUUCUACUAUAUAAAUGCAUCUGCAUAUACAACAAGUGCUUAUCACUAUAUUCAAGGGACUGGUCAAUAUGUUGCAUGGUUCAAACAGACUGCGACAAUACAACCAAGUGGUGGUGGCACGAUAGGAAUCAACUCAUUUAUAGCGGUUGCUCCAUGGACACCUGCAUUGACUCUAGGUAUUACUGGUUAUUAUUUAAAUUCACAAGUAAACUCAACUACAGUUCCUCUGACUAAUACUGGAUCAACUACAGUCACCCUUAAUUGGCUUGGACUCGAUACAAUUCAAUUUACAACAACCGGAGGUACUCCUCCGGAUAUUGGAAUAAAUAAUUUAUCUAUUACUUUUUGA